Molecule: messenger RNA, 453 nt
Organism: Coccidioides immitis RS
Lineage: Eukaryota; Fungi; Ascomycota; Eurotiomycetes; Onygenales; Onygenaceae
Exons: 1
Coding region: 1-453 (150 amino acids)
Source: RefSeq, a predicted model, not a curated record
AUGUCAGAAGCAAUAACAACAAUGUCUAAACAAACCAUGAAUCUGAGUGAUGUACUGGAUCCUGAACAAGUCCCCAUUGAUUGUACUGGUCCAGGUACAUAUGCUGACCCAAUACAUGUUAAAAAUGCAGUCAUUUUGGGACAGAAAUUUUGUGAAAAAAUGAAGGGAAGAGAAAUAGUCAGUGAACUGCUAGGAGAUAUACUUGAAACUUUAUGCAUUGGUUAUAGUUCCAAUGCAUAUUGCAAAGCCAAAGUGAAAUUUCAAGUCAAGGUGUUAAAGUGUCAAGAACUGAAGAUCAGCUCUACCACUUUCAAGGCCAUGGACUGCAACCAGAAUCUGAAAAGGAUCAUCCAUGGAUGCAAUACUGUGACUUAUAAGAAGUAUGGGGAGGUGUUGAUGUUGGGAGAAUGUAUGAAGUGGGCCAUGAUGCCUCAGAACACAUAUGUGGAGUGA